AUGCUAGGACCGUUGGAAUUACCGCUGUUCCCGUCCUGCGCGGAUUGCCUGGCAUGGUCGGCAGACGGUGAAUUAGCCAUCGGUGCGGGGGAAUACGUCCAGAUCCUGACCCCUAAGACGGCCAAUGAAAAAGCUGAGCAGGGCCCUGCACAAAAAGCCAUCAACAACUGGCAUUCCAAUCGCUUUCGAGUCAACAUUUUCACCAACAGUGAAUGGCCAACCAUCUAUCCCCAGAAACGUGACCACUUCUCCCUCGGCGGUGAGCAGUCCCUGAGCACCGUGGUAGGGUUGGCUUGGUCCCCUCCCGGACUCGCCAAGUAUCGACGCUGUGUGCUUGCGGUCUUCACUUCGAAUCUACUACUCUCACUCUACGAGCCUGUCGGAAUUCAAGGGAGAUGGACGCGAGUGGCGAUUGUCAACGAUUCAUUGAAACUGUACUUCCAACCGCAGGUCCAGGAUGAGGGUCUGGUGCUGCAGAAAUCCGCCAUCCGGUCAUUUUCAUGGUCAUCGCCUCUCAAGGUCCCCGUUGCGCAGCAAGAUGCGGACUCUCUCUUGGCCGCUGGGCCCGAGAGUCGAUGGGGCUUCCACUUGUUGUCAGUCGCGAAUGACGCUAAGGACGUGAUAUUUCUACGGGUGCGAGGCUUGACAGCAGUGCAAAGCCCGAGGUACACGGCUGAUGUGCUGUCCAUUACUUCUUUUGACGAAUCACCGGAGAGCCACCCCCAGAUUAAUCCUUCCUCACUUUUUGCAGCCGCUCUACAGUCGAAAGCCGUUGUGUCAUCAAUGGGUUGGGGCCCAUGGACUUUCUCAGGAGAAGAGCGUCAAUCUGAGAGCGCAAACGCCCAUCAUGCGACAGGAAACCUGGCCGUUGUAUACGGGACAAAGCUGAAGAUGAUAAAGUUCGGAAUCGAUGCGGCAUCUCUCAGGCAGGGACCAGAUGAAGGCCUUUUUCCCGAGCCAGUGGCCGAGUCAGAGAUGAAUACUUUGUUCCAUAGCGACGAGCUGGAAGACCUUCACUUUACUGGUCCUAUCAAAUGGAUCAAUCUGCAGGACACGCAAAAGCUCUGGCUAGCCGCCGGCGUUUUCGCGGGACUCGCUCUCAUCACCAUCCCUCACGCAAUGUAUAAAGAGCAGGAUCACAAAUCCGCACAAACCCGACUGGAGAAGUUUCCAUUCCACGAGGACACGGCGACCGAUAUCCAACGUGAAGCCCCAAGGCAUUGGGACCCAAUAACAUCCAUGACUAUCACACACGACCCAGACUCCCAAGACUGCACGCUCCACGCAGCAACAGCCGGAGGCUACGCAAUAACAAAACAUCUCAACCCCAACCAAGAAGACACGCCACUUUUCAAAGCCCCAUGGAAGAACCAAAUCGACGACAUGCGCGAGCAGUUCGAUUUUGACCGAGACUUCGGCGGUCUCGCCGUAGCCAGAAUCUGGGGGCUAACCUCAUACAACGGCAUCGUCGCAAGCGCGACGACGCUCCAUCCGGGCGAUGUCAUCGAAUACCGCACCGCCUCGGAGGACCGAGCGAUAAUCACCUUCUCGACGCCCACAGGCGCAGUAGCAGACGAACUGCCCGACGCGCCAACAACAAUAACAACAGCCGCUACCUCUUCCCUUACCCCGGAAUCACCCCAAACAAGACGCGACGCAGCCCUGAGACACAUCCUCCUCUCUCGCGACAACGAACCACCUCUCUGUGGCAGAAUCCUCUACGCAGCCGCGUGCUCCGCCAUCGUCGAAUCCGAUAACGAGGACAUCAUCGAGCAAGCCCGCGAGGCCCUCACCAGCCUAGCCAGCGCUACAGGCGCAGAUCUAAGCGAGGAGCUUUCCAAAUUGUCCUCCGCCCCGGGCACAAUCGACGCAAAGUCCGCCGCGGAGCUCAGCGGGCCGGGCAGUUCUUUGUUCGAAAGGUGCGAUAUCUGCGAGGCCGGGCUGUCGUGGUACUCGACUCAAGAAGCGCAGUGCGCCGCCGGUCAUCUCUUCGCAGUUCGGUGCGGUUUGACAUCGCUGGCUAUCCAAGACCCCGGGGUAUCGAAGUUCUGUUCCGCCUGUGGAAUGGAAUACCUGAACGAGGACGCGAUCGACGCGUCGGACGCGGACCUCCAGCGCUCAUGUCGGACGCUGUUCGACAUGUUCGAUACCUGUGCUUCUUGCGGCGGGAAAUUCCGCCUGUAG
Aspergillus homomorphus CBS 101889 is the source of this 2184-nucleotide messenger RNA. RefSeq lists its product as uncharacterized. Gene Ontology annotation, biological process: transcription initiation at RNA polymerase III promoter. The transcript is spliced from 5 exons. Gene Ontology annotation, cellular component: transcription factor TFIIIC complex. The record is from RefSeq and is a predicted model, not a curated record. Gene Ontology annotation, molecular function: histone acetyltransferase activity. Bases 1 to 2184 code for a protein of 727 amino acids. NCBI's taxonomy places the organism in Eukaryota, Fungi, Ascomycota, Eurotiomycetes, Eurotiales, Aspergillaceae.